Penicillium taxi is the source of this 390-nucleotide messenger RNA. RefSeq lists its product as uncharacterized. Bases 1 to 390 code for a protein of 129 amino acids. NCBI's taxonomy places the organism in Eukaryota, Fungi, Ascomycota, Eurotiomycetes, Eurotiales, Aspergillaceae. The transcript is spliced from 2 exons. The record is from RefSeq and is a predicted model, not a curated record.
AUGGCAAUAGCCAAAGGCAUGCAUACUCAAAUGCUAACCGAGUACCUGGAAGAGAAAUCGGUUCAGCAUCGUGGAAUGACCUCCUUGAUAGGCUUGACUCAGUCCCUUAGUGAUGAGUAUGUGGAUACGCUGCUCCCCACAUCAUCAGGCUCAAUACAUCGGAUGGCGGGCGUUAAAAUGCAUAUCAAGCUCUAUCGAAUGAUUGCGAAAAUCAAUAGUAGCAGUUCCCGCGAAAAGAUAGUCACCAUGAUAACUCUCCUGAUUCAAGCGGUUUACGCAUUUGAUGGUAGGCUUAACAGGAUAUUUAUUAAUUGCACAAAAUCAGCUCUUGCAAACAUAGCCAGUAUGGCAGACGAGCUUCGAGAUAAACUCCUACUGCAACUGGAUUAG